CGGAGGAUCGUCCGCGCGACAAAACGAGCAGCUGCUCACAGUCGGUGGGAGGAGUUAUGGUUGUUGUCGCUAUUUGGCAGCUGAAAGCCGAACACACUGGCAUAACACAAGACAGAAAGCUAAACGAAUAAGUUAAGUUAAAACAAUGUCUUCCCUAAGCGGUAUGUCUGCGCAGCAAAUCAGCUACCUGCUCGAUGAAUACGGGAUAAAGCACGGGCCUGUUGUCGACUCCACCAGAAGUCUGUAUGAGAGGAAGCUGAGAGAGGCCAUGGCCCAAGGGAAAAAACCGAAACCUUCAUCUGACAAAACUUUCUACAGAGAAGAGGAGGAGCAAGUCACUUAUGUUUACAGGACACCCGUGAGGAGUGACGGUGCUGGAGACAGUGGGUCAUACAUGAGGUUAAGACCCGAGCGGCCUGAGAGGGAAUUUGAACAUGAGUCGUCCUACUCGAGCUACUCACGGUCAAAGCCUGAAUACAGAGGGAGGGAUUUUGUUGAUGAGCCCUACAUGUAUGACACACCGUCCACCUACAGAAACACAUAUUUGAAAUCGACCCCCAUGAAAUCUGGUCAAGAUGCUCCGCAGACACCCAAGUCGUCUCGCCUCAUCCCACUGUGGGUUCAAUUUGUGUUCUUCCUGGCUGUGGCCUUCUUCCUCUAUGUGGUUUUUUCCAGUAUGGAGACAAAUGAACCCUUCAAAGGAGUAGAAUGAUUCUUUUUAAAGUCAUGCCUAGUUUAUAGGGGUGUUACUAUAUACUUUAUUAUGCAUUUUAAUCCGAGAAAUGUACUUUGGUUAAUGCCUUUAUUUUAGACAUUGCUGAAAUUGUGAUUGAUGCAAUAUUUGUGUGUGGUACAACUGCAGAUGUUUUACUUGCUUAUGCUAAUUGAUACAACACAUAAUAGUCACUAAGCUUCAGUACAGCCUAUACUGGAAUAGGUGAGGAUACCACUAAAAAGGACUCAAAAAUACACAAAUCCUUCUUCCUGUUCCCUGCACAGCAGAUGAUGUCAGUGUGAUCUGCUAGGUUUUGGAGAUGAUCACACUUUGAUGAUGAAAGUAGAAGUAUGUAUUUUUUAAUCUGCUGUGCUUAUCAUUUCUUUAAGUACUGCAACAGGUCUAUUCAGCCUGCCAAAAUGUUCCUUUUUUUAGUGUUGCAGUACUUUAUAAUAAGGCUGUCUAAUAGUCUGUGAUUCCAUUCCUGUGAGUCCAACAAUGCUUCCUUUUGUUGAUUAUCAGAAAUAUAUUGAGGUACAGUUUGAACAGUUUUUCAGACCAGCUUUAAUUAAAUUGCCUCAGUGGUUUUGUAGAAGAAAAAUUGGAAUAUAAUUGUUUAUGUUUUGUUAGUUAAAUAGGUAGUUCAGGAAAAGUUUCCUGGGUAAAAUCUAAAAUUACACGGUUUGCACAAGCUGCAAUGCCGUGUUCUGCUUUGUUUCACUGACUUAAGAGAUAACGCACUUCUGUACAGCAUAAUUCAACUUUUACAUACAUUUGAUGUUGUCAUUUUUGUAUUGUUGUUUCAUAAGUCAACCUAUAACAAACCAGUACAUGUAAACA
Molecule: messenger RNA, 1555 nt
Organism: Scatophagus argus
Lineage: Eukaryota; Metazoa; Chordata; Actinopteri; Scatophagidae
Product: emerin-like
Exons: 7
Coding region: 146-712 (188 amino acids)
Source: RefSeq, a predicted model, not a curated record